Molecule: messenger RNA, 435 nt
Organism: Aspergillus glaucus CBS 516.65
Lineage: Eukaryota; Fungi; Ascomycota; Eurotiomycetes; Eurotiales; Aspergillaceae
Exons: 3
Coding region: 37-339 (100 amino acids)
Source: RefSeq, a predicted model, not a curated record
GUUCUCUUCCCCACUUCCCUCUCCUAGGAGUACACGAUGACAAGCCGACAUUCUCAAGUAGAGCCUAUUAAACGUAGGUCUCACAUCACUCUGGGGCGCUGCAAAUACCGGUUUAAAAAUGGGCUUGAAUGUCCGUGCACAUCUGGAAAGUGUACAUUGGUUACCAUCUUGUCAGAUGACUCUUUGGCUAAAAGCCGAUGUGACGGCUGUGAUCACUUUAUGGAACUCCAUGAAGAAUAUGAAGACACUAGACCAACUGCCGCUCCGGAUGCCGAUAUUCAACUUGCCUGCCCUCCCGCCAUUGUGCAAGAACCCUACCGUAAGAAACUUAGCAUUUAGGAUAUGUGUGUUUUCCGCUGACCGUACCAAUAUGAAUUCCCUCCAUCGUUUCUCAUCGUGAUGAGUUGGUCCACGGCUUGAUUUCACUAGCUGAAG